CCCGCCGGUUGCCGGGGAGCGGCCGCCGAAGCCCGCGGGGCUGGGGAGCAGGCGGCGCCCCGAGGUACUUGCCGAGGACUCCAGACCAUCAGGGCUCCCAGCCAUGCAGCGGCUGGCUCUGCUCCAGCUGGACCACCCCAGCCCGAGGGGGAGCUGCUGCCCUUUCUCUCCUCCGCAGCUCGCCCAGCGACGGCUGACCAUGCAUCCCUGACGCUGGACGUCGCCAGCAGCCCCAGGAGGGAGCUGUCUCCCGGCUCGGCCAGGCUGCCCCCGGGUGUGAGGGCCGGCCCCUGGACUGUGCCGUCCAAGUUGGCGAGCCCGGGGCACUCGGAGGCCGCCCAGCAGCCCACCGCCCAGGGGCAUCUGCAGCCUGAAGUCAGAAUGCUCAAGGGGCAGCUUCCAAACACUGACGAAGACCUCGCCGCCCGCCCGGGGUCCCCGGCCGCUGACGACCGCCGGGGACCCGAGAAGAGCCCCGUGCUCCCUCUGGACACCCCAGCGCAAGUCGGCAACGAGGACCCACAGGCCAGGGGGAGACCCUUCAGCCCGAAGCCGCCGCCGCCGAGGCCCAGGCUGGAGCGAGCACUGUCCCUGGAUGAGAAGGGCUGGAGGAAGAGGCGUUUUCGAACCAGCCGUGAGGACCUGGCCGCGAGGAAUGGGGCCAGCCCCUCCGGGGGCUCCCUGCAGGACGAGGCCCCCGGGACCGCCGCCCGCCGUGGCUCCCCGCCCUGCCUGAGCACCUCCCUGCAGGAGCUCCCCACAACCCGCCGGGCCCCGGGCAGCGGAGGCCCCUGCUCGCGGGGUAACUGUCUUUCCGGAACGAUCAGCACUUCCCUGGACCUCCUGCACCGGGAUGGGGCCUCGGCCGGGAGCACCCCCCGGCUGGCCAGCCUGCUUCCCCCGCGCCCGCUGCCCGCCAUGGAGUGGAACGUCGCCUCCGAGGCCCUGCGGACAGCAAACAAGGUGGACCGGGCUCACGCGGACUUCCAGGCGCGGCGGCAGGCCAGGCUGUUCCGGGCCCCCAGCAGCCUGGGCCCCGGCCGGCCCCCGAGCCCCCUGGCCUGUGACGACUGCUCCCUGCACUCGGCCAGGUCCGCCUUCAGCCUCCUGGUGCCCAUCCGCACCAAGGACGUCCGCAGCAGGAGCUACCUGGAGGGGAGUCUCCUGGCGAGCGGGGCCCUGAUGGGGGCAGAUGAGCUGGCCCGCUACUUCCCAGACCGGAACAUGGCCCUCUUCGUGGCAACGUGGAACAUGCAGGGACAGAAGGAGCUGCCCCCGGACCUGGACGAGCUCCUGCUGCCGGCCGAGGCUGACUUCGCUCAGGACCUGUACGUCGUCGGGGUCCAGGAGGGCUGCUCCGACAGGCGGGAGUGGGAGACGAGGUUGCAGGAGACGCUGGGCCCCCACUACGUCAUGCUGUACUCGGCGGCCCACGGGGCGCUCUACAUGUCCGUGCUCAUCCGCAGGGACCUCAUCUGGUUCUGCUCAGAGGUGGAGAGCUCCACGGUGACCACGCGCAUCGUGUCGCAGAUCAAAACCAAGGGGGCCCUGGGCGUCAGCUUCACCUUUUUCGGCACCUCCCUCCUCUUCAUCACAUCCCACUUCACCUCUGGAGACGGGAAGGUGGGCGAGCGGCUGGUGGAUUACAGCAAGACCGUGCAGGGCCUGGCGCUGCCCAGGAAUGUGCCGGACACCAGCCCCUACCGCUCCGACGCCGCGGACGUCACCACCCGCUUCGACGGGGUCUUCUGGUUCGGAGACUUCAACUUCCGCCUGAGCGGCGGGCGGGCGGCCGUGGAAGCCAUCCUGAAGCAGGACCCGGGCGCCAGCGUGCAGGCCCUGCUGCAGCACGACCAGCUCACCCGGGAGAUGAAGAGAGGGUCCAUCUUCAAGGGCUUCCAGGAGCCGGACAUCCACUUCCUGCCGUCGUACAAGUUCGACGUCGGGAAGGACUCGUAUGAUACGACCUCCAAGCAGAGGACCCCUUCGUACACGGACCGCGUCAUGUACAGGAGCCGCCACAGGGACGACAUCUGUCCCGUCAAGUACUCCUCCUGCCCCGGGAUCAGGACGUCCGACCACCGCCCCGUGUACGGCCUGUUCCGGGUCAGAGUGAGGCCGGGGAGAGACAACAUCCCGCUAGCCGCCGGCAAGUUUGACCGAGAACUGUACCUGAUAGGAAUUAAGAGACGGAUUUCCAGAGAGAUCCAGAGACGGCAGGCGCUGAAGAGCCAGCACUCCAGCGCCAUCUGUACCGUCUCUUGAGGGA
Molecule: messenger RNA, 2269 nt
Organism: Eubalaena glacialis (North Atlantic right whale)
Lineage: Eukaryota; Metazoa; Chordata; Mammalia; Artiodactyla; Balaenidae
Gene: INPP5E
Product: inositol polyphosphate-5-phosphatase E
Exons: 11
Coding region: 382-2265 (627 amino acids)
Biological process (GO): phosphatidylinositol dephosphorylation
Molecular function (GO): inositol-polyphosphate 5-phosphatase activity
Source: RefSeq, a predicted model, not a curated record